AAGGUUAUGUGUUAAUGUGGAUUAAACAAAUGGAAUCAUUUUAAGGAUGUUUCAGUAUUCUUAAGGCAGAUUGAAUGGAAUAUAGGAGGAUCUAAUGUUUGAAGCCAUUUGUCGCUGUCCAUUGUUCGAUGAAUUAUGGCAGUGUGAAACUAUGAAACACUUUCAGGGCGAUGCAUGUUUGUUGUUCGUCUUUGAGGUUUUCAAGCUGUGUUUGAUGCCUAAAUUGACAACAUUCGAGAGUUACACAGUUAUGUUACCAUGCAGCUGGACUUUGACCCUUGUGCUAUGAGAAGUCUAAAGUUAAUGAUAAACAAUUUACAAUAGUUCAGACUGUUAAAAAGGCAAUCACAGUCACUGCAUUAAGUCCCAUCAGGACAAAAGCUCCAAAGUAUUUAGUGGCCUUUGAUGUUUGCCUUUACUUUUAAGAGGAUCGUAAAUCUCACCAAAGCCCUUUUUGUCUGCAACUCAAUGUAAAUGAUUUAUUUUUAUAUUCAUAAUCAGUCAACAGAUUUGACAUCACAGGGCAUGGCCUCCCCCAGCGUUCUCCUGUCAGAGGGGCAGUUUAAGUGUUGCAUCUGUCUGGAAGUAUUCUUUGAGCCCGUCUCCAUCCCAUGCGGCCACAGCUUCUGCUUCACCUGUAUCACGUCACACUGGGACCACAGCCAUGCCGUCAGCUGUCCUAAAUGCCAGACCUCCUUUGAGAGCCGCCCAGAGCUUUGUGAAAACUCCUUCGCCAAGGAAAUGUCUCAGCAGAUCCGAGCAAGAAGGCACAAUGACGGGAUGCCAGUGGCUAGAAAAUGUGUAUUUUGUGAUGUGUGCGUGGGGAAGCAAAGGGAGGCCCUGAAGUCCUGCCUCGUGUGUCUUACCUCAUAUUGUGAGAGUCAUCUGGAGCCCCAUCUAAGAGUUGCCACCUUAAAGAUACACAAGCUGAUAGAACCUGUAGCUAUGCUGGAGAACCGGAUGUGUAAAAGGCACCAAAGGCUUCUGGAGUUGUUCUGCAGAAGCGACCAGAGGUGUGUGUGCGUGCUGUGCACCGAGACCGACCACCGCUGUCAUGACACCGUCCCAGUGGAGCGAGAAAGUAAGGAGAAGAAGGCUCAGAUGAGAAGGAUGGAGGCUGAUGUUUGGCAGAUGAUUCAGGAGAGAAGGCUGAAAGUGGAGGAGAUCAAACUCGCGGUGGAGCUCAGCAAAGAAAGCUCAAAGAGGGACAUAGUUGAAAGCACGGAGGUCCUCUCCGCUCUGUUUCGUUCCUUGGAGAGACGUCAGGCCGAGUUGGUGGAGAUGAUCCGGAGGAAGCAGGAAGCAGCAGAGCAGAGGGCAGAGAGGCUCAUAACACACCUGGAGCUGGAAAUGAUUGAGUUAGAGAGGAAGAGGAGUGAGAUGGAGCAGCUUUCUCACACUGAGGACCACCUCAAUCUUCUGCAGAGGUUUCCAGCGCUGAGCUGUCCUUUGUCUUACAAAGCCUGCACGGACAUCAUCCUCCAUACAGACACAUGUUUGGGGAUUAUAAGAAAAGAGGUGGCCACCAUUGAACAGCAGCUUCAAUCAGCUUUGAAAAAGCUUUCCAAUCAAGAGCACGAGAGAAUCCAGCAGUAUGCAGUUGAUGUUCAUCUGGACCCAAAGACAGCCAACCCUUGGCUAGUUCUCUCACAGGAUGGGAAACAGGUCUGGGAUGGAGAUGUCGAACAGAACUUGGCAGACAUCCCAGAGCGCUUUGACACGGCACCAUGUGUCCUCGCCACAAGGGGUUUCACCACCGGGAGGCACUACUGGGAGGUAGAGGUGAGAAAUAAAACAGCGUGGGACCUGGGAGUGGCUGGAGAGUCAAUCAACAGGAAGGGUUUUGUCACACUGAGUCCAGAAGACGGUUAUUGGGCUAUUUGCUUGAGGAAGGGCAGUGAGUACCGGGCAUGUGCAGGACAGGCAGCGCUCUUGAGUCUCUCUCAGAAGCCCCAGGUUGUUGGGGUGUUUUUGGAUUACGAGGACGGCACGGUGUCCUUCUAUGAUGCAGAGGCCAAGACACACAUUUAUUCCUUUACACAGUUUCAGUUCACUGAGGCCAUGUUUCCCUUUUUUAACCCAGAUAUGUGUGACAGCGGCAGCAACGCAUCACCACUCAUCAUCCACCCGCUCAGUCGAAUCAAUGGCAGGGAUUUGGAUGACAUUACAAUAUGAUGUCAAAUGUGUAGUCAGUCUGUUGAUAUGUUUGUUCUGAUCACAACAAUAACUUUCACAAUACUGUUUCUGCGCCCCC
Molecule: messenger RNA, 2254 nt
Organism: Pungitius pungitius (ninespine stickleback)
Lineage: Eukaryota; Metazoa; Chordata; Actinopteri; Perciformes; Gasterosteidae
Product: E3 ubiquitin-protein ligase TRIM39
Exons: 7
Coding region: 475-2175 (566 amino acids)
Molecular function (GO): protein binding; zinc ion binding
Source: RefSeq, a predicted model, not a curated record